This is a messenger RNA of Athalia rosae (coleseed sawfly), 2712 nucleotides long. RefSeq names its product tubulin glycylase 3A-like. The transcript is spliced from 9 exons. Gene Ontology annotation, biological process: protein polyglycylation; cilium assembly; cilium movement. The record is from RefSeq and is a predicted model, not a curated record. Bases 1 to 2577 code for a protein of 858 amino acids. Gene Ontology annotation, cellular component: cilium. Gene Ontology annotation, molecular function: protein-glycine ligase activity, initiating. Lineage: Eukaryota; Metazoa; Arthropoda; Insecta; Hymenoptera; Athaliidae.
AUGUUCACCGAUAUGAAUCACAAGCCUUGGCUCGAAGAACGUCUACGCUCCAAUCUAAACACCGCACAUGAACUAUCUAUGAGUAACCAGAGGAAGAAUGUCGCGGCUCAAGAUUCCCCGUUGACUUCUUCGCCACUAAAUACAAACCCUGUAAAUAAAUUACCCCCAAAUUUUAAACUAAAAAAUAAAAAUAAAAAAUCAGAUUCUACCGACCACGAAGCAGCGGGUUUCAAGCCCAGCAGUUCUACCGCUAAGUCACAAAAUCACACGGCGAUUGAUUCGUCUGGCAGUAAAAAACAGCACUGUCGUAAACAGGCAAAAACAACGAAAAAAUUGAAACAGCGGAGCCCAGGUCAGAGCACUUUACUACGUAUUGCAACCCAACCAGUCUGUAACCCUUGGGUCGCUCAAGGUCAAUUCAAGACUGUUUCACUUCUGGAACCAGCAACUCGGAAUGAAAUUGUUAAACUCGGAACAGCCUGCCCAUCGAAAGUUUCGAAAGUAUCGGAGGUGAAACCGACCACGCCAAAAAGUGCGAUUUCUACGGAGUCCAGAGGCCCGAAACUCGAAGAUGUGAAGUCUCAUAAACCGUCUUGUGAUAUUCCUAGAGCAAAACAAGACGAUAUUGUACAGACUCUCAAUACUGACCACCCCUUAGAGGAUUGCGAAAAGAAUGAAAUUGAUCGCACCCAGAUGGCCAUAGAGAAGCUGAAAGCAAUAUCAGCGGAUUUAGGGUCGAAACUGCACGACCCAAUCGCAGUAACGAAUGCAGCGUGCUCCACCGAAAUUGCCCGUCAAGAGUAUUAUUACAGAAUCCAACAGCUAGUCGAAAAAGCAAUUAAGAAUCAUAAGAUCUUUUUAAUUCGCGGGGACAUCCCUUACCUGGAGGAUUCGAUGAAGUCGAGGGGGUGGGUCAAAAAAUACGAAUCGACCAAAACAAGAAUGGUACCGUAUGGAAGCGUAGCUAGCUUGGAUGCCCCUUCGUUGGGUGAUAUUCACUUACCAGAUGGUACUUUGAAUGAGAAGUUGAUAGUAUUCCAAAUGUUGAGACAUGUGCCCCCCGAUUUUAUAUGGGAUUGUAGAAACGACUUUACUGAUUGGAACAGCGACAUAAAGCAAAGCACGUUACUGAAUCGCUUUCAAAAAUCGUUCAUUUAUACCUCCAAACUUGGAAUGGCCGCGAUUUUGGAAGAGGCGCACUGGAAUUACGAGAGCAACGUGUCUACCGUACAAUGUCCAAGAAGUUAUAACGUGGGUCGUGAGAAAAAUGCUUUUGUUGAUGAUUAUCGAAUGACAGCAGCGGUGAGUUUAUUGAAAUGGUUCGUAGACCAGGUUCAAAAAGGUAUCGAGCACGCCGUGCGCGGCUCGACUCCUAUUCCGCUUAGACAAAUUGAAUUCGCAAUAAGAAGAUGCGAAGAACUUGUUGCGGAAGCAAACAAUGAGCACCUCGACGUUCCGCAAGUACCAGUUUCAUCACAAGAAUGGGAAUUCUUUGUCCAAGAUUAUCUGAAGGCUGUUCAUCAAGAGAAUGGUUUCAUAGAAACGACUAAGGGGCCACCCUUUACAGAGAUCGAGAUGUUGUAUUUGUCUGCGAACGCCGUGUUGAAAAAAGUAAAAGAAGUCGAUCCGCAAUUCGAACUAAACGGAUUUCGAAAUAUUUGGAUUCUAAAACCAAGCGAUUUGUGCUGUGGAGCCGGAAUAGUCAUGACGCACAAAUUAAAUUACAUAAUGAAAAGAGUCCAGAACAGUGCAAGGGACUACUUCGUAGUCCAAAAAUACAUUGAAAAACCUUUGCUCGUCCAAGACACGAAGUUCGAUGUUCGGCAGUGGUAUCUAGUGACUAAGAGUUACCCGUUAACGAUUUGGAUAUACAAGGAGUCCUUCUUGCGCUUCAGUUCGAGGCCCUUCAGUUUCGCUAAUUAUCACGAAGCCGUGCAUAUCUGCAAUACUGCUGUCCAGUGCAGAUACGCAGAGCAGAGAAACUCCGUGCGCGCCAAGGAUUGGGAUUGUGAAAAGAUCAACGAUUAUCUCAAAAAUGUUGGGUACAAAGGCGAGCCAUGGUACGACGAAGUGUAUCCGAGAAUGUGCGAGGCGAUAAUAGCAACGAUGUUGGCUGCCCAACAGCACAUGGACAAACGAAGGUGUAGUUUCGAACUUUACGGUGCAGAUUUUGUGAUAAUGGACGAUCUCUCGGUGUGGCUGAUAGAAAUCAAUACGAACCCACGCAUGCAUCCUCCGAGUACGAGGGUGACGGAAAGAUUGUACCCCGAGGUCAUGGAGAGCUUGAUAAAGGUGAUUCUGGAUUAUCCCGCAUGUCCGACUGUCGACACAGGCAAUUUUGUUCUGGCUUAUCAACAAAAUGUUACCACAUUUCAACCGUACUUGGGGGCGAGUAUGUUCGUUCUUGGGAAGGCCAUAAAUCCGAAAUCACAGGAUUUGCAUGAUCGUGAAGGUUCUAUCAACUCUUGGGCACUCUCCGUCAAAGAAAGACAAAAUGGAACAACUUUACUCGUUCCUCAAAAACAGAGAGAAAGGCACCCAGGCCUUCGGAGUACGAUAAACUCGCGAGGCAGGUAACCCGUACAACCAAGAAAAUAAAUGAGAUAUUGACACGAUAAGGUGACGACACAAGGUUUUGCUUUUGACACUCUGUUUAAUAUCACUUUGAAAUAGAUUCUCAUUUCGAGCCUUAAAAUCAAUGUCUAGCUAUUU